CGUUGUAAAUACUAAGAUGGCGGCGUGAAACUAAAGACUGUCGGCGAUUUUACCACUUUUCACCGUAAAUUCACCUGCUGAAAUAUCAUUUUGAUACUGUUGCGACCUUUAUAGAAAGGGGAAAGACUACCAAAGAUGCCGGAGGGUUCUAUCAGGUCGCUGUUGUCGGAUAUCGGCUGGGACGAGGGCUUCAGUAUGCCCGUCGCCAACGCCGAAAACAAACGGCUGGAAGAGGAGAUUACGAGAAAGCAGCGUGAACUGGUCCGCUUCCAGCAGGAGUCAGAACAACAUGAGGACCGUAUCCACGCCAUGAGGGCGCACUUCAAGAACGUGCAGCAAGAGCUGUCCCACACACAGGGUCUCUGUCGUGCCCGAGACAAUGAGAUAGAAACGGAGGAUCACAUGAAGCAGAUCGCGGAGAGGGAGGAGGGGCGUCUGGGACAGGAGAUCACACGGCUCGAUAACGAGAGAACCGAACUCUUGGAGAAGAAAAAUGUCUUUGAGAACACGAUAUUCAGACAGACCCAGCGUCUGGAGGAGCUGAAGGCCCAGAUGAACUGGAACCAGCAGGCUCUGGAGGCGUGGCUGGAGGAGUCGGCACGGAAAGACGAGGACGCCAUGACGCUCGCCAAGUACACGCGCCAGGACGACGCCAAGGGGAAGGAGCUCUCCCUCCGCAUGGAGCGCAUGACGGAGGAAAUGAUCCGCAAAAGGAGGAUGUUGGACCACGAGACAACAGAGACACUCACUGCACAGAUUGAGCUGGACAAAACGGCAGAAGAGUUUCGGAAGGCUCACGAGACUCGCCAGGACUUGAUCCACCAAUGGGAGCAGACCAUAGAACAGAUGCAGAAGCGUGAUCGGGAAAUGGAUGCUAACGCUGCCGAGCUGGCCCGGGUCAAAGCCGAGGUGCGCGGUGCAGAAGACACCAUCAAGGAAAAGCAGAGUUUUCUGGAAAAUGAGACCGAGAACAACAAGGAGAUGGAGAAGAAGAUCGGUGCCUCGGAGCGUCUGGCUGCAAAACUGCGUCUGGAGUACCAGGAUCUGGAGACACAGCGUAUUCAGUUUCAGGAUGAGUUGGAGACCCUGAAGUACACUGUUGAGAGGACAGCGUCGGAUCUAGACAGCAUGCGGACACAGGUCACCAACCUGCGAAAGGACGUGGAGGAUAAAAACGACAAGUUGAGGGCUGCUCAAGAACUCCGUGAACAGCUGACAGAGAAGCUGAAGAUUACUACAGAGUCCGAGCUGAGCGCAGAGGAGCGCGCCCUGCGCAUGGACGAGCUUCUGGCGGAGGAGGAACACCAGAUCAAGGACAUCGAGACAGACCUGGGCAGGCUGAGGGAAGUGCAGUUCAAACGGACACAGGAGCUUCACAACGCCAGGCAACAGGAACGGCACACACACGCUGAGAUUACGGGUGCCAGAGCGGCAAGUCGGAACCUCACCAGCCGUUUGAACAAGCUAGACCAUGAUUCCUUGCAGCAGCAGGAAAUCAUCUACAACCAGGAUUUCCAGAUUCAGCAGUUGGAACGUCGUAUCAACCGUAUGAUGGGAGAGAGUAGCCACGAUGAGAAGAUACAGCUGGAGGCCAAGAUCAAAGAACUCCUGGAAGUCCUGGACAACAGGAACACCACCCACACACUGCUGACCACCCAGCUGAAACGACUACAGGACGAUAUCCGUCGACAGAAGCGUGAUCUGGAGAUCCGUGGAUCGGAAUGUGCAGAUCUCACCUCCAAGAUCGAGGAGCUGGAGCUGUACAACAACAGCUCUCAGAGAGUGCUGCGCAACCUGAACAAAGAGAAACAGGAUCUGAUGGUGGAAGAGAAUAUUCUGAAGCUGGAAAUCAAGCGGCUGAGAGACAUGCUUCACAGCAAGGCUGACACUGUCUUCUCAUUGGAGAAGAGGAGACUGCAGCUAGAAACGGCAAUGAAGGAGCGUAGGGAGGAAAUCAACGUGCACAGGGACAUGUUGGCGGCUCAGCAAAAGGCCGCAGAGGAGGAGCGACAGACGAUCAGCGCAGAGCUACAUGACCGGAUCUCCAAGAUCGACAAGCUGCGGAAGCGCUACGAGAUCCUGAUGGUCGCAAUGGCUCCUCCCGAGGGAGAGGAGGAGAGGUCACAGGCAUACUAUGUCAUCAAGGCAGCACAAGAGAAGGAGGAGCUGCAGAGGGAGGGGGAUGAGUUGGACGCCAAAAUCCGCAAGGCGGAGAAAGAGAUCCGUGCCUUGGAGAACACGCUGAAACUCAUGAACAACCGCAACCAGACGUACCGCAAGUCCUUCCAGAAGGUCACUGAGACAAGUGAAGAAUACGAAGAGAAACAGCAGCUUGACGAGCAACUCCGCGCCGUCAUGGACAAGUACAAGUACAAGCGGCGGCAGAUUCGUGAGCUGAACGAGGACGUCCAGACCAUGUCCAGCACGCUGGAAAACUUGCAGCGCGACGAGGCGGCGUACGGGAACCUCGCUGACGAGAAACAGAGUAAAGUCCUGCAGCUGAAGCGCGAACUCGACGAACAGAGGACCAAGAUUGAACGGGUUGAAAAACAGUGUGCAAGGUAUGCCAGGGAAAUCCGUUCAGCAAAGAAGACCAAAGGACAAACACAUGAGGAGCGUGACAUGGACCUGCGUGAGCUGCGGGACUUUAACCAGGGCGUGAUGCGGCAGAUGGCGACAGUCGGCUCUGCCUACCAAGACCUGUCCUCCAUCAUUAACCUCUACUUCCAGCAGGCUGGUUUAUCCCCUCCCCCGUCGGGUCCCAGCAGCCGAGCUAGUUCACGCCCGACUUCUUCCCGCAGCUCACAGCUCUCCGCAAGGACAACGUCCUCCGUGCGGUCUGGACCUACGAGCCGUGCAAGCGUUACGUCGCCGAAACAGGUGUACCUGGGGAUGGGUCUUUCCGUGACUGGAGGCGCAAGAUCUCCGCACAGCUCCCGACCAGCAAGUGCCGGAAGCAGCGCCAGUAGCCGCGGUAGCGCCAGGAGGUAGACGUACACAGAAAACCUUCGUCAUCAAAAUUGUCAAAAAAACUUUCACAUUUAGAGGUGUUCCUUGCCACACCACUUCACUCUGUGCACUAAAAUUAUCUAUUUCUGUGUGUAAAAAUCUUCACACAAAAAACUUCUCUGAAAAAAUGGCAAGACCUACAGAAUGAAGGGCUUUAAUUACCUUUGUUAUUAAAAAAAUAUAUGCCUUAUGUGUAUAGGACUGUUUAAAGUAAGUGCUUAUUUCACAUUUAUAAAAUCUGUUCUCAGAAUGUCGGAUGAAUUGUUGUUUCAAUUUAGCUCACAUCAGGCCAUUUCAAGAUGUGACCUUGUAUGUAUCAGAAAUAUCAGGUACCGCGGCCUUACACAAACUGUAUCUGUCUUUGUAUCUUAUCUUUAGAAGGGAAAUUAUGAGUAGAACUCAUUUCAGCUUUUGAUGUUUCUCUCAAUGACAUACUUUACUGAUAUUGUAGAUUUUCUUGUCGUAUAUAUACCAUGUACAUGUAUGUACUUUUGUUUGCAACCCACGAUGUUGAUAUCACACUUUUUGCACAAAGUUAUUUUCUAAUCCACAAUGGUGAUAUUCCUUGAAUAAAAAGAGUGUUGAUAGA
Molecule: messenger RNA, 3598 nt
Organism: Branchiostoma belcheri (Belcher's lancelet)
Lineage: Eukaryota; Metazoa; Chordata; Leptocardii; Amphioxiformes; Branchiostomatidae
Product: coiled-coil domain-containing protein 39-like
Exons: 19
Coding region: 136-2991 (951 amino acids)
Biological process (GO): cilium movement; inner dynein arm assembly; cilium-dependent cell motility
Cellular component (GO): axoneme
Source: RefSeq, a predicted model, not a curated record